Messenger RNA from Mobula hypostoma (lesser devil ray), 1580 nucleotides. RefSeq names its product ras-related protein Rab-11A-like. Gene Ontology annotation, cellular component: Golgi apparatus; recycling endosome. Lineage: Eukaryota; Metazoa; Chordata; Chondrichthyes; Myliobatiformes; Myliobatidae. The transcript is spliced from 5 exons. Gene Ontology annotation, molecular function: GTPase activity; GTP binding. Gene Ontology annotation, biological process: exocytosis. The coding region runs from base 200 to 844 and encodes 214 amino acids. The record is from RefSeq and is a predicted model, not a curated record.
CCGAGGUGCGGGGACGCGGGACCUGGGCCCUGGGCGGAGUCAGGUGACUGGGGGCGGUCCCGCUCCACCUGCGUCGGGAACAGGUCGGACUGGAGUUGGAGCCUGAACCAGGAAGUGGCUGUGGGCCGGGCCGGGACAGAACAGGGUGCGACUGUCCCGGGGAGGGGAGAACGCUGUCCUGGCACCGAGUGGCUGCAGGAUGAGUUCGACCGAGGACGAUUACAACUUUGUAUUUAAAGUGGUGCUGAUCGGCGAAUCUGGGGUGGGGAAGAGCAACCUACUGUCUCGCUUCACCCGCAACGAGUUCAACCACGACAGCAGGACCACCAUCGGAGUGGAGUUUUCCACACGUACCGUUACUGUGGAUGGAGUGGCCGUGAAGACGCAGAUCUGGGACACGGCCGGGCUGGAGCGUUACCGCGCCAUUACCUCCGCGUAUUACCGAGGGGCAGUAGGGGCCCUGCUGGUGUACGACAUCUCCAAGCACCAGACGUACGAGAACGUGGAGCGGUGGCUGACCGAGCUCCUGGACAAUGCUGACAACAACCUGGUGGUGAUGCUGGUGGGGAACAAGAGUGACCUGUCUGAGAUCCGCACUGUGCCCAUCGAUGAGGCCAUGUCCUUCGCAGAGAAACACCAGAUGUUGUUCAUGGAGACGUCUGCGCUGGACUCGACCAACGUGGAGCCGGCGUUCCAGUCUGUUAUCACAGAGAUCUUCCGUCGCCGGGCUGAGGGACGAAUGAGUCAGACACCGCGAACCACAGUCGCCCUCAGCCCCAACAGCGUCUCCAACGAUGGGGCCGUGGUGACCCCGAGUAAGAAACCCUGCUGUCAGAACAUCUGAGCUUCCCCCCGCACGGUCUGUCACUCCCAGGACUACACCACACCCCUCCCUUCCCUACACUCCCACCAGCCCUCAACCCUCCCCUCCCCUCCCCUCCCUAAAACCCCGCUCCCUCACUCCACCCUUACCCCUCCCUUCUCCAACACCACACACCAUCAACCGCAUCUCCAUACCCCACCACGUGAACCCCACAGACCUGUCAGUACUCUCCUGGUUGCAAUCUCCUCAGGAAUAUCAAGCAUGUGAUGUGUGGAGGGAGUUUCACUCUGUGUCUGACCCUGGGAGUGUGGGAUGGGACGGUGUGGAGGGAGUUUCACUCUGUGUCUGACCCUGGGAGUGUGUGAUGGGACGGUGUGGAGGGAGUUUCACUCUGUGUCUGACCCUGGGAGUGUGUGAUGGGACGGUGUGGAGGGAGUUUCACUCUGUGUCUGACCCCGGGAGUGUGUGAUGGGACGGUGUAGAGGGAGCUUCACUCUGUGUCUGACCCCGGGAGUGUGUGAUGGGACGGUGUAGAGGGAGUUUCACCUUGUGUCUGACCCCGGGAGUGUGUGAUGGGAUGGUGUAGAGGGACCAGCUCUGCUGAAUAUCCUGUAUACGAGGUGCAGAGUGAAUUACUGGCUGGUUUUCUACUUUUCUAUUAAGGUGAUGGUCAGUUAAACAUUAAUAUAUGUAUGUUAAUAUAUGUCUGGUAAUAUUUUGUGUAGCAAAUGGAAUAAAAACAAUUUCUUCUAAUUAC